Molecule: messenger RNA, 2138 nt
Organism: Botrytis cinerea B05.10
Lineage: Eukaryota; Fungi; Ascomycota; Leotiomycetes; Helotiales; Sclerotiniaceae
Exons: 4
Coding region: 575-1918 (447 amino acids)
Biological process (GO): secondary metabolite biosynthetic process
Molecular function (GO): monooxygenase activity; FAD binding
Source: RefSeq, a predicted model, not a curated record
GGCGGCUCAGACCUAUUUUUACGGAUUUGCAUGAGCAUCCCAUUACUUAUUACUUUAUACUUUUUCAGACACGCAUUUCCCCUCACUUGACAAGGCUGCUAGGGAAAGUAUGGAUAUUGUAGUACUUGGUGUUUGAGGGAGAGGGAGAGGGAGAGGGAGAGGGAGAGGAAGGGGAAGGUGACAUAUCAGCCUUACCUAUGUAAUCUCGAUGAAUGGAUCUUGAUUAUUCAGCGGGGAUGUACUACGUGCGUACUAUCAGAUCAUACGAUCUUGGUUGGGUCUUGCGAAACUUCGGGAUAUCGAAACGGGAGAAGAAUCGCGUGAAUCAAGACGAUAUCGGCGCGUGGAUCGGAUUGGGUUCUUGAAUGUUAUUGUUGUUGUAUUGAGAUAUUGAGAUAUUCUUUUUUGCUUGAUGAUCAUUUUGUAUAUUUUGAUACCUUUCCUGAAGCUUUGUGACUAGUUUGAGGAAAUAUUGGAGCAUCUAGGUAUCUUUAUGGUCUGUCGAGAGUGAGACUUAUACAACCAAAAGCGGAAUUUAGAAAAGAUUCUUCUUGUCAACUUUACACAUACAAAGAUGGACGACCCGAAGCAACAUUUGAAGAUAUGCAUUAUCGGUGCAGGAAUGGCAGGUCUGACAUCCGCGUUGGCUUUGAAAAAAGAAGGAUUUAAAAAUGUGGAAGUCUUUGAGACGGCUUCGGAUCUGGGUUUUGUGGGGGCGGGAAUUCAACUCGCGCCUAAUAUGUCGAGGAUUUUGGAUGGGUUGGGGGUUUGGAAGGAUAUUGAAAGGGAGGCGGUGGAAUUGAAGAGAACGAGUAUUAGAGAAGGGUCAACGGAUGAAGAAUUGGGUUCGGUUCAAUUAGGAUAUAUUCAAGAAGAAUAUGGGUAUCCGCAUAUGGUUGGCCAUCGACAUUCUCUUACUCAGGGUCUUUAUAAUGGAUGUAAACAGUAUCCGGACUUGAAAUUUCACUUCGGAACUAGUGUUCAUGAAGUGCAUGAUUUUUCCCCGAGACCCUCGUUUACGAUUUCUUCGAGAGGGGGAGAAAAGAAAAGAGUGGAAUGUGAUAUUUUGCUGGCUUGUGAUGGGAUUAAAUCGAGGAUUAGGGAGAAGAUGUUGAGGGAUUUGGGGGUAGAUGCUAAAGUGGUGGAUUCGGACCAGGCGGCUUAUAGGAUUUUACUCACGAGAGAACAGAUGGAGGAUGAUCCGGAACUUUUGGAAUUAAUCAACACAUCCGGCGUCUCCCGUUGGAUUGGCGAACGUCGCCACAUAAUCGCCUACCCCAUCUCCUCCAAACGCAUCUACAACAUCUCCACCACGCAACCCGAUAUCAAUUUCGCCAUUUCCCCCUCGGAAACCUACACCACCAAAGGAUCCAAAACCACCAUGUUACAAGUCUUUGAAGAUUUCAAUCCUAAAGUUCGGCGCAUGUUGAAUCUGGUCCCUGAUGGUGAAGUCUGCGAGUGGAAAUUACGUCUGCAUGCUCCGUUGCCGACGUGGGUUUGGGGUAACAUGGCAUUGGUGGGUGAUGCGUGUCAUCCUACGCUUCCGCAUUUAGCGCAGGGGGCUGCACAGGCGGUGGAAGAUGGUGCGGUGGUGGCUGUUUGUUUGGGGAAAUUGAAGGAUGCAACGAGGGAGAGUGUGAAUAGAGCGUUGAGGGUGUAUGAGAAGAUUCGGAAAGAGAGAGCGGAGAAGAUUGUGGAGUUGGCGGCGGCCAGCGCGAGGAGUCUGCAUUUGGGAGAGGGAAAGAUGAAGGAGGAGAGGGAUCGAAUGUUUAGGGAUUUGAGGGAGGGGAGGUCGAAAGAUGUCCCGGAUAAGUGGGCGGAUGCUGAGGUGCAGAAGAUGGUUUAUGGAGUUGAUUGUGUGGGGAUUGCGAGGGAGAGGUUUGGAGAGUUUUGGGAGGAGGUGGAGAGAGAGGUUUGAGGGGGUGUUGUUUAGUGUUUAGCAGGGAGAGGGGAUGUGGGAAUGGUGGUAUCUGGCUUGUGGGGAUCAUAACAGAGGUAUAGUUUCGUAGGUGGAUUUGCCUGAUUGGUACAUUUGUAUGGAGAUGUUGGAGGUAUUUGGAUUGUUGAAAACGGGUUAGUAUCUUUGCUAUCUCUCAUUAGAUAUAAAUCCAAACAUUGUUAAAUAUAUCAAUCUUACA